Messenger RNA from Mizuhopecten yessoensis (Yesso scallop), 689 nucleotides. RefSeq names its product sodium-coupled monocarboxylate transporter 1-like. Bases 198 to 689 code for a protein of 163 amino acids. The transcript is spliced from 6 exons. NCBI's taxonomy places the organism in Eukaryota, Metazoa, Mollusca, Bivalvia, Pectinida, Pectinidae. Gene Ontology annotation, biological process: sodium ion transport. The record is from RefSeq and is a predicted model, not a curated record. Gene Ontology annotation, molecular function: symporter activity.
UCUACAUCAGCUGUUUGUUUAGUGGCGCUCUCAGCACGCUUUCAUCUGGAAUCAACGCAUUAUCUGCCAACACUGUCGAAGAUAUUCUAGGAGAAUACCUAAAACAAACAACAAUUAUUUCACAUACACUUGCAGCAAAGCUAUUCGUGUUUUCGUACGGACUGAUAGUCAUUGGAUUGGCAUUUGUCAUCAACUCCAUGUCGGGAUCCAUCGUUCAGCUGGCCCUAUCAGUAUUUGGAGCGUGUGGAGGACCAUUGGCCGGACUUUUCUACCUGGGUGGAAUGGUACCAAAAGCAAACUGGAUAGGAGCCUUUAGUGGCAGCUUGACGGCUAUUGUGUUCAACAUGUGGAUAGCAGUAGGGUCACAAAUUUAUGGUGCAAAACCGGUGAAGUUAAUCCAGAACCGUACGAGUGGAUGUUUUCUCAACAACUUCACAGUCACAACGAACGAGCCAUCGAUGUUCAAUCAUAAUGCGAGUAUAAAUACAACUCCGUACGGUGUAUUUGGACCCUCUAGCAUGUCUGUAAACAGCCAAGUCAGUUCGGACGAAGGAUUUUUCCUGUACAAUUUAUCCUAUACCUGGUACGGUUUUAUCGGAUUCUUCCUGACCCUCAUCCUUGGUGUCAUCGUCAGCUUGUUUACGGGUAUGUAUAAGACUCGUCAGGAGAAACGAAACUUUCUUUUAUAA